This is a messenger RNA of Bacidia gigantensis, 2283 nucleotides long. RefSeq lists its product as uncharacterized. The record is from RefSeq and is a predicted model, not a curated record. The transcript has 2 exons. The coding region runs from base 1 to 2283 and encodes 760 amino acids. NCBI's taxonomy places the organism in Eukaryota, Fungi, Ascomycota, Lecanoromycetes, Lecanorales, Ramalinaceae.
AUGGAGUUGAAAAAUUCAACACGAAGUUUGCCCAAAGUCACACAUGUACCUCUGACAGUGAACAAGGCAGUGAAUAUUCCCGGUCGUGCUUUACACAAAGCUACUUUCCUGAGAUCGCUAGCACUCCAGCCUGGCGAAGUUGACCGUGCUCUCAACCAUGGUGAAGCUCACCAUGACCACACCGGAGGGCAUCAUUCUGAUGAAGCCAAGGCUGCUGUGUCCUUUGAGGAUAAAGCAGUAGAGCACCCAAUGCGUCAAGAAGACAUCAAAUCGCUUCUUCGCUCGUUCGAAGGGAAGAAACUCCCCUUGGAAUAUCCGUCUCCAACUACUCUCGCGGACAUCUCAUCUUCUCAACUACUCGAAUUUGGGAAGCGACUCUUGAGCGUACGCCAAGCAGCCCUGGAAAAGGCCAGAAGAUCAACUCAUGAACGUGUUGGAAAGGAUCAAGUAUCGCAACUCUUGGGUCAUCAUUACAACUUGGUGCAGUCGGCUCAGGUAGCUUCUGCCGCCUUCUCUUCCCAUAUCACGGUAUCGCCGGUGGGUAUGCUCAAUCUUGAACGUCUAGAAAUGGCUCCUGCGGGCAUUGAGAAAGGUGAACUUCUUGCGACAAUACCUUUGGCUCCCCGAGAGAAGACGAUUGUGGUACAGCAGGAGUGGUCCUCCAUCAGCCAAGAAUUUACCUCAAUUGUCACGGACUCGCUCGAGAACUUUAGUGAGACGGGCGUCACAGAAAACACCGAGCUUGCACAAGCUACAACUUCACAAAAUUCGCACUCUAAUCAAUUUAAUGUCACGUCAAGUGCAUCCGGAGGUUGUGGAUUUGUAACCGGCUCUGUGUCCGCUGGUUUUAGUGGUCAAGAUUCAAACUCGACGUCUGCAACUGAUAGCACGAAACAUGCAAUGAGUGUGACAAAGAAAGCAUCUUCCCGCGUAACGCAGAGUCGUAAGGUCACAAUCUCGACCAACACUGUCAGUGGCAGCUCGACAUCGACAACUCGGACCUUGGAAAAUCCAAGCGAUACUUCAGCGAUGACUAUCAACUAUUUCAGCAUGAUGCGAAAGUGGCACGUCGGUCUCUAUCGUUAUGGAUUGCGGCUUACGUAUGAUCUUACGGUGCCAGAGCCCGGUGCCGCAAUGCGAGAGCUCUACGCAGAGAUGGACAAGAUCCAGGAAAGUUUGAUCGAGAAAUUCAAGUUCCCACUUACCAUGAAUGAUAUCGAUGAGAGCAACUACACUCAGAAAGCAGCUGACUAUAACGUGACCCUGCCUCCUCCACCACCACCUGCUUCGCCCAUUCCAAUGCGAGUUGCUGGGGCCAUCCCAAAUCUCAUCAAAGACAAUGAUUCAAGCUGGAUCGAAAACGUGGUUGAGAUCACCAUCAAAGACGGCUAUGAAGUUAGCAACAUCAAGCUCGAUCUGAUUCUCUCCAAUUAUCAUGUAACCACCCGCGUAUUCUCCAUCGUUGGUGUCGACCCAAGUAUCAACACCAACGUCGUCGGCGAUUCUCAGGACCGCCGCAUCAACAUUGACUUGGGAAGUUUCCUCGUCGGCCAACAAGGCACCAUCCAGAUCGUCUAUUUCGCCCAAUACUACGGCAACGGCAUGUACGCCUUCAACGUCUCACAAGUGCCCACAGCCGCAACCCGCGACGUCUGGCGCGCCAGUGUCCUCACCAGCAUCUACAACUCCGCCCUCGCGGACUUCACCGCCAACCAAACCCUCCGCCAAUCCCAGCUCCAAGGGCUCCAAGACCAGCUCAGCGCCGUAGACACCCUAACCCUCCGCCGCGAAGAAAACGACGAAAUCAUGAAAUGCGUCCUCCGCUGGCUUCUAGGCCCAGACUUCCAAUUCGUCCCCGACGACGUCGCCCAAGCGUUCGAAAACCCACCCCCGGCGCCACCAGUCCCGACAGUGCCGGCGACAACGCCCACGGCAUCCACUUCACCGCAUGCUGGGACUGUGGGAGUCGGGAGGAUAGAUCCCGGGAGUGAUGUUAAGGUGCUCGUUAAGGAUACGUCCGGGUUCGUGGUGGGAGAUGUUGUGUUGAUUGAUAGUGCGGACUCGGGUGUGCAGGAACGGCAGAAGAUUACGAUGAUAGAGCAGGAUCAGAGUGUUAUUGUGGUGGAAAAGCUGGUCAAUCGGCAUGGAGCUAAGGCGAAAGAGGAAUUGUAUCCUAUCAUUCAGGUGGGCGAGGAGGGCGUGUUGAUUGCGGAGUGGUUCGAGUACACGCCGUCGCAUGGGACCGCGAUUGAAGUCGACAGUGCGUUUGAGACCAUGUCGUGA